Messenger RNA from Planococcus citri (citrus mealybug), 2964 nucleotides. RefSeq lists its product as uncharacterized. The record is from RefSeq and is a predicted model, not a curated record. The transcript is spliced from 2 exons. The coding region runs from base 298 to 2616 and encodes 772 amino acids. Lineage: Eukaryota; Metazoa; Arthropoda; Insecta; Hemiptera; Pseudococcidae.
GACUUACCCUGGUCACUGGUGCACCUUGUGUUCUUUUGGUGUUUUUUUGAUUACGUUUUCGAAGAAAAAACUUAUCUUUUUGAGUUACUUUUUUUUCAAAUGUCGCUAUGAGGCCUACAUUUCGCAUGAGGACUGUGCAUGUUUCUUCCUUUUGAUCGUGCUUUCAAUUCUUGUGGUGUGUAGUGUGUACUAACGGAAAAGUUUUCUGCUUUUUUGCUUCGUUUAGAAUUUAGAUUUUGUUGCUUCGUUGAUGCUAAGUAUAUCCAAAUUGAUAAUAUAGACUACUUGUAAUUCAAGAUGAAUUCCAAUCACGUAUUCGACAAAGAAACCGCUCUAUGGCUGUUCGGUGACAAAAGGCAAAGUUUGCAAGACCUCGCAUCGUUUCAACUCGUCAAGAACAUCUGGUUCGAUAUCAUGUUGAGUGGAAAACAUCACAAUAUCAAGAGCGAACUAUCGUCGGCGGUGAACGAUACACUUCAAGAGCUUACGAAACAACUCAAGGCGUUGAGACUUCCUUCAUCUAUCCAGAAACUCGUUACGCAAUCGAUUGUGACCAUUCAACAAAGUCUACGGUUAUGGGUAGCUUAUCACUACGAACAAAUGUUAUCCGGAUUAGUUAAGCCUGGUGCUCCUGCUCGUAGAAUCACUCUGUACACUUGUCACUUGAAGUACGCCGUGUUCCAGAUCAACGGCGAUAUGAACUACGAAGCCAGCGCUCGAAAAAUGCUGAAGGCUAAGCAAUUCGAUAACAAGAUCAGUUUCGAGAUUAUGUGCAGAUUCUGUAUGGAAGAUUGGCUGUGUAAACUGCCCACUAAACUAGUUCUAUCGCUAAAGGCAAAAUUUUCUUGGGAAAAGAAUCCUUUGUGUUGGUAUUGGAUAUGUUUUCUGACCAACCGUCUUCACAGCGUUGAUUUUCCCAUGUUUGUGUACUGCUGCCCGUAUAUCAUGUUGAUAAAAUCCACCGAUUGUGAUAAUUGGUCCAACAUACGGUAUUUCUGGAUUCGCGUAUGCGACGUAGACGAUCAAUCGAAGGAAGCCUGCAGAGUGUUGAGCAAUAUCAAUUUGAACUGGUAUCUUAAGAACUUGUACUGGGAGAUGAGCGCGAAUCAGUGGAAAUAUGUUUUUAAUACGAUUCCGAUCGAAAUACUCAUCACUUUUUUCCGCCAGUACCAAGAAAAUGAAAAAGGAUUGUUUUUAUGGAAACGUAUGAAAGGCACGUUUACUGGUAAACUGUUCGCGGAGUUAUUGCAGAGAGUAUUUAAUGAGAAAACAAACGACGAGCGUGACUGGAGUAUGUCUGUAGCUAUGGAAAUGUGGCAGACGGCCGAAGAUCAUCUCAAGAAUUACGUAUUAAAAUACGAUAACGAAAUCAUCGCCGAUAAUUUCUUCGACCCUUUGUUCAUUCGUAAAUUCGAUACAAGUAUGGCAUUCUUAUUCGACCUGUUGUCUUUCGCAUUGGUCCAGUACAGGAAACAGUUAAUGCUGAACCACGGCGACGUUCUCUUCAUGUCCGACGAUUUACCCGGCGUUGAUAAAAUCGUCAAGCUUUGCCUUCCAAAAGCUCACGAUUUCUCCCAGUUCCAGAAAUUUCUAUUCAAGUCCGCGUGCAUCUUGCUUCGUAUCAAUCAGCUCUUGACCGAGGGUAAAUUCGCCUACUUGAAUAAAUUCUUCGAUCAGUAUUUUCCAAAAGACCCGACGACCAAGGCUUACAAAAGACAGAUUUUCGAAUUGAGCGAGAAAGGAAAAGGUUGCACAGGGUUUAUUUUCGAACCGACUACGUGGUCGGAAUUCGAAAAAUUCAUCGACAGCGUCCACGGACCGUUCGUCGUUACUCAGAUUAAAAAACGAUACAUUCGUUCGUUCAAACUGGAUUGCAUCAAAGAUCGCGGUAAUAUCGACCAGUUGAAAUGUAUGGAGAAAAUCGUCGCUCGUUUCUUAACGCAUGACGAAGCAGCCGAAUUCAAAAAAUCCCUAUUGGACGAUUUGAGAAACACGUUGGAGAAAUUUGUAAUAUCCGAAGCACGAUUCGACGACGUUGCUGGGAAAUUCAUCGACGCUGGUUUCUUGCGUAGACUCGUUUCGUGGUGCUGCAGCAACAAAGAGCAAAUACAACGAUUCAAACGAACCUUACCCGUGAAUAGAAUUUUCGCCGAUAUCGUUGGAAAUGUGACGUUUACAAUAUGUCACGAUUACGCGAAUGACGAAACCUUACUCGAGUCGAAUAAUGUUCAAAUGCCGGUAUAUUUGGCGAUGAGACCGCCGCCUUAUAAUAACGUUAUUUUGAAAAUACUGUCGGUCGCUGACGAGUUGUUUAAAUGGUAUUGCGACGGAGUCGAGCAAACCAAGAAAUUCAAGCUGGCUAGAAUGUUCGCUUUCGACGACCUGGAAUUGCUUGAGAAAUUGAACCGUGCGGCCGAUAUGGAUCCCAGAGAUACGAAUAUUUUGCUGGUUUGGCUGCUGUGUAACGAUGAAGACCGUAUUCGCGAAUUUAAGGCCAGGUUUAGCGAAUUUAAUUUGGCGUUGAAGAUGGAUCAGCUAUCUGUGAAGAAUGGACGAGAUAAGAAUGGUAAACCGAAAGCUGUGUGUAGCUAUGAUGCUAUUCUGAAUGCCAUUUGAAAUGAAUUAUUCGUUUUACGUGCCUUUUAACAAUUUUUUAUUGUAUUCUGUUUAGAAUUAGAAUGCAUGUUUUCGUAUUUUAUUAAUUUUUAGAAUUCGUGAAUCGUUUUUAGAAAAUAAGUGUUCGUUUUUUACCGUAUUUUGAUCUAGAAUAAGAUGUUACUUAAGUACUCGUUUUCAAUGUGAUUCGUUGCUAAUUAUCGACUUUAGUAUUAAAUCAUAUUUUUGAGCAUUGUGGUUGAUUACCUACAUAUAAUAGUUAGUAGUUUAUAAGAUAAGUAUUGUUCUUCGAUCGUUGAUUUUAUUUUUAUAUGAUGAAAUUUCAAUUAUAUUCUUGAUACUUUUUUA